Molecule: messenger RNA, 3309 nt
Organism: Anopheles marshallii
Lineage: Eukaryota; Metazoa; Arthropoda; Insecta; Diptera; Culicidae
Gene: MTA1-like
Product: metastasis-associated protein MTA1
Exons: 13
Coding region: 1-3309 (1102 amino acids)
Biological process (GO): negative regulation of transcription by RNA polymerase II
Cellular component (GO): nucleoplasm; NuRD complex
Molecular function (GO): transcription corepressor activity; histone deacetylase binding; chromatin binding
Source: RefSeq, a predicted model, not a curated record
AUGACAACCAACAUGUAUCGUGUCGGAGACUAUGUCUACGUGGAGACAUCGUCAACGACACCGUUCCAGAUUCGGCGCAUCGAUGAGUUGAACAAAACGCCGAACGGCAAUGUUGAAGCGAAAGUGAUGUGCUUCUACAGGCGAAGGGAUCUUCCGACACCGCUCGUGCAGUUAGCCGAUAAGCACCAGAUGGCCACAUCCGAGGACUCCCCGGCGGCAAUGAAGCUGAAGAAGAUGUGGCUCAAGACACCCGUCAGUGAAGAGCAGGCUGCCCAGGCAGUGCUAGAUCCUGCCCUAGUUGCUUUGGAGGAGGAGCGUAACAACAGUCCCAACAGUGGUGCCGGAGGUGGUGAACGUGGGGAGCAUCUGAACCCGAAGCAACGGCACCAGAUGAAGCAGCGGGAACUGUUCCUGUCGCGCCAAGUCGAAACACUCCCUGCCACUCAGAUACGGGGCAAAUGCUCCGUAACGCUACUAAACGAAGAGGAAUCAUUGCUCAGUUACUUGAACAAAGACGACACCUUUUUUUACUGUCUCGUGUUCGACCCAACGCAGAAAACAUUGCUCGCGGAUAAGGGCGAGAUUCGUGUCGGUGCUCGCUAUCAGACGGAUCUGCAGCAAAUGCUGAAACCGGGCGAAAAGGACGAUCGCAACAUAGAGGAGCUUGAGACACUUAUAUGGACGCCGCAACAUUCGCUUACCGACAAGAAGAUCGAUCAGUUUUUGGUAGUGUCCCGAUCGGUUGGCACCUUUGCGAGGGCACUAGACUGUACUAGCUCUGUCAAGCAACCGUCCCUACAUAUGUCUGCAGCAGCUGCAAGCCGUGAUAUUACCUUAUUUCAUGCUAUGGACACGCUCCAUAAACACAACUAUUCGAUAGAGACUGCUAUGUGUUCGCUGGUUCCUUCGAGCGGACCAGUUCUUUGCCGGGACGAGAUGGAGGAAUGGAGCGCCUCGGAAGCGAAUCUGUUUGAAGAUGCGCUCGAUAAGUACGGCAAGGACUUUAACGACAUUAGAAACGACUUUCUUCCGUGGAAAACUCUGAAAAGCAUAGUUGAAUACUACUAUAUGUGGAAAACGACCGAUCGCUAUGUGCAGCAGAAGCGUGUAAAAGCGGUCGAGGCGGAAUCCAAGUUGAAACAGGUCUACAUUCCGAACUACACCAAACCGAGCCCGGCAUUGAUAACAAACAACAACAAGGGUAUAUUGAAUGGAAAUUCAAACGGAGGUAGCGUGGACAUGCUGAUGUAUAACAGUACCAAGGCAUGUGAAUCUUGUGCUACUAUGGCUUCGCAGCAGUGGUACUCUUGGGGUCCUACGCACCUUAACAAUCGGCUGUGUCAGAACUGUUGGAACUAUUGGAAGCGUUACGGAGGCCUUAAAGUUGCAUCUAGGCUAGCGGACAACGGGGAGGUCGAUCCGGUGGCCACGAUCAACACCAGUAGCAGCAAUGCGUCACCGGUUUCGCUAAAGAAGCGAAACCCCGGCAGCGAUAUCGAUGAUGAUCUUACAAUUGUGGCUAGCACCGGGCCAAUCGGAGGUCUCAGUGGGGUACCUACUGCCACUGGGUCUCCUGGUGGCUUAAGCAAUCACCGACCUCACAGCCCUUCGUUUAAAUGUUCAAUUGUGAACUGUGGUAAGGAAUUUAAACUGAAGGCUCACCUGGCAAGGCACUACGCACAAGCUCACGGCAUACAGAUACGAUCCGGAUCGCCUCGACCCAUUAUGAAGACGCGAACAGCAUUCUAUCUACACACGACCCUUACGACCCGACUGUCCCGCCGGUUAUGUCGACACAUAAUACGAUCGAAAAAGGCCGCUCGUCAACCCUCUUACGCGAUUAACAUUGCCAGUGUUAAGCAAGAGUUUGCAAACGCGGAAGCUGGAAAAAGUAUAACAGAGAUCCGACGGUUGCUUACGUUCCGGAAGAAAGAUCGUGGCAGCGUUACGCAAAUCGCAAACCGGCUCGGCAAUCCGGGUGUCAGUGUUAACGAAUGGUUAGUACUAACGCCGAAGGAGAACAUGCCGAAACCGGACGUGGUAGCGUUUCCGAAACCGCCGAAAGCCCCCGACGGUACACUGUUAUACGAUCGGAUACCAAAUAAGGGUGAAGAGCCCGGUAAACCGCCAAUUGCGGUCACGUCGACGCCAGGGGUGCUCGGUGGGGCAGCGACGCUUCCGGGAACGGUCGGUAGUGCUCUCAGUGGUAAAUUAGCACCGUUGGUCGGUUCCGGCGGUUUGGCUGUAACACCGAUUGUCGUGGGAGGCAGUAAUAACACUUCUGCAUCAGCAUCAGCUUGUUCUGUAUCAGUGGGUGGAAGUACCGGCAGUUCUGGUUCUACUUCUGGUGGUAUAGUCGGUAGUGGUAUGCCAGCGAUCAAUCUACAUGCGAGUGCUUUGUCAUCUAAUAGUUCACCGACUGGCCCGGGUGCUACUACUGGUAGCAAUUUAGGAACUUCUGGCGCGACGUCAUUGAAGCGACGAACGUACGAAGAUGCAAAUGGAAUCGAUGCUACCAUAGCACCACCGGCAAAGCGACCGAAUAAGGAUCCAAGGCCAUCGCAUCGGCCUACUCCUGAGCAAUAUGCGGCAAUGAUUGCAGCCGCGCAAUCUGCUGGACAGCCGCUUCCCCGACACCAUAUGAAUGGAAAACCAAAAAUUGCCCAAAUGGCUCGAACUGGUUCCGGACGAAAACAGGUGAUUAGCUGGAACGAUGCGCCGGAUGAUGUCUUUUACCGUUCCACCAAAGCUGGCCGCAAACUGCGGCGGGAAAUUCCAAUAGUAGAGUUGCGUCGAGCUGCGCGGAAACCUUGGCGAAAUUUGCAUCCUAAGUACUCGGCGAUCGUGGCUGCCCUCUUGCCAGUGGCAUCUACGGCACCUAGUCUACCAGCACAGCUUACAGCCCAGUUGGGACAUGCAGCACAACUAGCAGCGGCCAAUGCGGGGCAACAUCCCAAUUCGGCUAACCUAAAUCUAAAUCUCAAUUCAGCGGCCGUGGCUGCUGCGGCGGCGGCCCUCGCUGGUGUUCAUCCACUAUCAGCGGCUUCCACACUUGCCCUGAGCGGAACGUUAGGAGGUGCAGGAAGUUCUGUUAUAUCGCCAGUCGGAGGGGUACCUUCGUUGUCUGGAGGAUCCACCGGAGCAUCGUUAAUGUCUUCCGGGGCAGCUGCUUUGACGAACAGCAGCAGUACUAACAACAGUGGUAGUAGCAGCAGCGUCGUCAGCAACAGUAGCAGUAGUGGAGGUGGUGGUGGAGUGGUCGCUACCGAUAGCAAUAAAAGUGAUCUACAGGUUGUAAUCCUAGACUGA